GACUCGAACGUUGAAGUGGAAGAACACACCCAAGGUAAUCCUGACCCCUCCUCUUUCUGAAGACAUCUUAAAACCGCUCCCCGUUCCCUCUCAGCAUUUUGAUAUUUACACACUCACCAGCACUGAGAGGGGAAAUGGCACAGCAAGGAUAUCGAUGUGUUGCCGGACCUGAGAACGUGGAAUGUGAUUUCUGCAAUGGGACAAAACGGAAAGCUUUCAAAUCCUGUCUGCAGUGUAAGUUCUCCUACUGUCAGGAGCACAUCCAGCCUCACUACGAAGGGCCCUUGAAGAAACACAGUCUGGUGGAAGCUUCAAAGCGCCAUGAAAACAUCUGUAGUCAACACAAUGAGGAGAAAAACAUCUUCUGCCGCACUGAUCAGCAGCGUAUCUGUGUGAGCUGCUUUACGACUGAACACAAAGGCCACAGCAUAGUGUCUGUCUCAAAAGAAGUGCCCGAGAAGCAGGAAGAGCUCAGAAAAAGACAACAAGAAAUCCACCAGAGAAUCCAGAGUCAAGAGAAAGAUGUGAUUGCUCUUCAGCAGAAGAUGGACGCCCUCAAUCGCUCUGCUGAUAAAGCAGUGGAGGACAGUGAGAAGAUGUCUACUGAGCUGAUUACACUUAUCCAGAAAAGGAGCUCUGGUGUGACGCGCAAGAUCAAAUUGCAGCAGGGAAUUGAAGUGAGUUGGGCCGAAAAGCUUCAGGAGAAGCUGAAGCUGGAGAUCGCUGAUCUGAGGAAGAACAAAAUUGAUUUGGAGAAGCUGUCGGCCGAAGACGAUCCGACCCAGUUUCUGCACAAGUACGCCUUGCUGACACCGCUCCCAAAAUCCACCACCGUGCCAAUCUUCAACACGGGCCCUUUGCAAUACUUUGAGGAAGUGACUGCUUCUGUUUCUGCGGCCAGAGACACACUACAAACCAGCUGUACCAAGGAGUGGACCAACAUCUCAAGGUGUGUGGCCGAGGUGAAUGUUUUCCCACUACCAGAACCGAGAGCUGAAUUCUUACAGUAUGCAAAAUGUUUCAAACUGGAUCAAAACACGGCGAGCAUGAAGAUGUCGUUAUCGGAAGGGAACAGGAAAGCCACAUGUACAAAAGAUCAACAGCCGUAUGGUGCUCACGCAGACAGAUUCAUGGGGAGGUCUCAGGCUCUGUGUAAAACAGGCCUGUCUGGGCGUCAUUACUGGGAAGUGGAGUGGAGUGGCUUAGGAGUUUCAGUAGCAGUUGCAUACAGGGACAUCGCCAGAACAGGAGCUUGCAGUGUAUUUGGUGAGAAUGACAGGUCUUGGGCAUUAGAGGUUUUGAACCAAGAACAUAGUAUAACUUAUAAUUUCAAGCACAACCGCAACAGAAAGAAAAAGUCAUUUGCAAAGCCCUGCGCCUCCAAAGUAGGGGUGUUCCUGGACCACAAGAAAGGGAUUCUGUCCUUUUACGAGGUCUCUGACACUAUCACUUUCCUUUUCAGAGAACAGACCAGAUUCAGUCAGCCACUCUAUGCUGGACUUGGUGUUUAUUAUUAUGGAUCAACAGCCAAGUUUUGUGACACAAUGUAGUACACAAUGAUUUAACUGAAGUUUCCCCAGGAAACAACGGCAGUUUAGAUCAGCCAAGAGAGAGAGAGAGAGCUUUUACAAAUUAGAUACAGCUCCUUUAGUAAUGCAACCAAGCCGAUAUUCAACCAUGUGGUGUCCUGUGUGCUCUAUAUCUGCACUGUAACACUUUAUGUUUUGUCGGUGAUUUGGAGCUUAAAUAAGCAGGGUGUCAUUUUUUUUAUUAUUGUGGGUUUUUUGGUACAGACAAAGGACUGUUUUGUUCAUUAAUCUGAUUCAUCACUGAAUUAUUUUACUACACAGUGCUGACAUACGAAGCAUACUGUUUUGUGUAUAAAGUGAAUACAUAGCUUGAAAGAUGGACCUCUAACCUUAACCCUUAUUGUCCCACUUGGACAAGCAUGGAGAUAGAUUACUAUUUACAGUACUUAGUUACUGGGGCCUUUGCACUCGCUUAUUUUCUUUUGUAUUUUCUUUUUAAUCUUAUUGUCUUUUUUGAUUAUUAUCAUUAUAAUGAUUUUCUCUUUUUUUGUUACCAUGUAUCUUGUUCACUUUGCUGCCGCGAUCCUGUAAAUUUCCCCAUUGUGGGACAAAUAAAGGAAUAUCUUAUCUUAACAA
Gasterosteus aculeatus aculeatus (three-spined stickleback) is the source of this 2165-nucleotide messenger RNA. Its product is annotated as tripartite motif-containing protein 16. Lineage: Eukaryota; Metazoa; Chordata; Actinopteri; Perciformes; Gasterosteidae. Gene Ontology annotation, molecular function: zinc ion binding; protein binding. The record is from RefSeq and is a predicted model, not a curated record.